AAAUGAAUGAAUUUGGCGAGAGAUGAAGAAAGAAAUAUCGCGAUCCUGGGAGAUGGGGGGGGAGAGAAAUUUUUAUUAACGUCUAGCCAGGGCGCAGUGCUGGCUUUUCGCCGAGUCGCAAUGACGCGUUCUUUUUUUUUUUUUUUCCCCCGUUGAAAUUCGAACUCGGUCUCUCGGUUAGGGCACGACUCUCUGUAAUAUACGUGCAUAUAUCUGCGUUUCGCGUUAUUCGCGACGGAAACUUGAGCGGUGAGGAUAGUUGUCCCGGCAGCGACGGUCCACGUAGGAGUGAAGAAGCGGUUGAUGAAGCGGGCUAAAGGGGAAGGAUGAAGUUGGAGUAAAAUCUUAUCAUCGAUAUCCACCGGGAUUCCAAGUGCCAAGUAAACAGACUCGUAUUUGAGAUUUCCCAUGCGGGGUUGACAGUGAGAGUGGGAGGGGAGCGAGUGGUGGAACGAGAUGGUGGAGGGAGACGCGGAAAAAAGAGGGGGAAAAAGGAGGAAUAAGGAGGAUAAGUGAAUCGUGGAAGGGGAAGAGAGAAGCGGUUGCGCCGGCAAGUAGGAAGCGGAAAAAGGAUAGAGAAAUAGAGAGAGAGUGUGUGCGCGCGUUCGGAUGUUCGUGGACACGAUGAAAACGAAUAAAGCGGACCCGGAUGUCCCUUAAGAGAUCUUCAUCGAGAGAGCUUUUGUACGUAAUACCGCGAGCUCGAAAUUACGUUCUAUCAUCCCCUGUCCCUUCAUAUUUCUCGCAUCCUGAGAUGCUAAUAACACUACACGCUCGAGCAAGAAUCGCGAAUGCGCAAUCGAGUCGAGAAAUUUGAUUUUGAAAUUCUUUCGCAUUUUUUUUUUUUUUUUCCUUUUUUUUUUCCUUCUUUCGUAACGCGUGAAAACGAAGCUUGCGGUUCGAGUAACGGACUGUAGUAGUAGUAGUAAUAGUGCGGGCUGUUACUGUCCAGGGAAUAGCCGAGUAUUUACCGUCGUGUUUCGGUAUUAUUAAUCGAAAAUCCCCCACGGUUUGCAUAUUCUCGAUGGAUGAUUCUUCGGUAAAUACGAAUAUUUCGACCUUCUCGACGGCGGUCGAAAACAAGUCCUCGUUUCGACUCGAACAGUGUGGAAGGGAAUUGAAGGAACGAUUUUUGAUUUUUUUUUCUUUUUCCUUUCGCGUAAAAUUCUAUCUCUAUCGCGAAUAUUUGCGCAUGGGUCGAGAAGGUUGUUGUAAAAACGUCAUUUGUUUAUUAUUUCGGCGCAACGUCAGUAGCAUCCGUUUUCUAAAUUUUCAACGAUAUCCUCCAGUGACGGACACGUCACGUCCAAAUUAAGGGUUAGACAGGGAAGGAGUUUCGUGGUGAUAAAUCUCACCGAAAUUCGAAAAUUCCCGCUUCUGCUUCUUUUUUUUGUGUUUUCUUUUUGUGUCCCUCCCCCAUGUUUUUUUUUUCGCAAAUCGACGCGGUCGACAUAUCCAACGACGCUCGAAUCGUCGGAUCCGGUUGAAUCGUCGUAUCGUGCGAGCAGGGAGAGGGAGGAGGGUCGAGUGGAGAAGGAUCGAGAGGGGGGAAAAGGAAGGAGGAGAAGCCGAGCCGCGUGCUCGUCACCGAGGGGAGGGGAUUGAUUAGUUGAUUGGCUGAGAACGAGAAUCGCAAACAUGCUGUCCGAAAGGAUCAAAUACGCCAUGGACCAUUUGUCCCACAAACAGCACAUCUCUCUGUUGGCACGACCCAACUGGAGAAGAAUCCAGAAGAAACACGUGCACAUAUUGCCACGACCGUACAGUAUCCGGCGUUCAGCGUUGAAGGCACGAGCAUCGAAAAGAAUCAAAGUGAUGGCCCAGCCGAAACACGUUACGAAAAAAUACGAUCCAGCAAAAGCACCGCCACUGUUUCCGCGAAUCCAUCCGAAAACUCUCGCGGCCAAAACCACGAAACGCAUCAACGACUUGGCACUUCCCACAAAAAGAACACUGUUGGCGAACAUGAGGUUCCCGACUAGCGCCAACAUAGCCAGCACACUUUUGAGGGUACAAAAAUCACGUUACCGGAGGUAUCGAUUCUUCUGCAACGCCAGGCAACAACGAGAGAUGAAGAGGAAGCAAAGGAUAUUGGCGAAAUUGCGUCGAGCGAUCAAACCGGACGAGUGGGAACACCACAUGGAGGUGUUGGAGAUACUGUCCGCCCCCAAAGUCCCGCCCAAACCUAGACCCAUCAAGAAGAAGAAAUGGAGGCCGUUCAACGUGCGGAGGUUGGAGGAGUUGGCAACGCCGCCCGCGAGAGAGAUGCCUGUGGGUAGGGACCCGUUCAAAGUGCCGAUAACCGCUCUUACCUACAAGAUUAGCAAACGCCUUCUCAAGAUCGCGUUCCCGAAAGUACCGACGGAGAUCAUGCCGCCUCGUGUCCCCGGUCAGGUCUCUCCGGCCGCGCUCAAGGCCGUAGCCUCCCCAAGGACGAUAAACCUUGCGAAACCGGUUGAACGGCCCGCCGGGAUGGAGACGGACCUAAGGGAAGACGCUUUCACGGUCUCGCCGCUGGCUUUAAAGGCGAGGUGCUCGAAGCGAUUGAAAAUGUUAGCCAGGCCCAAGAGGAGGAGAUGAUCGCUCGCGUUUCACAUCGCGACCGUGUCUCCUUAAUCCUCGAUUGUGAUUCGUAAAUGCAUAAAUUAACGUCUAUCUAUAUAUAUAUAUAUAAAUGUUUUAAAGCGUGUUCAUGUGUAUCAAAAUGUAAUUAAUUUUAAUAUAUAAUUUAUAUUAUCUCUCGAAAUUCAAUUCUUUCUAAGAAAAAGUUCGACAGUUUCCAUCUGGAAGAGGAGUUUCUUCACCUAAGUUAAAUCUAUCUAUUUUGAAACUAGAGAAACCGCUAUUAUCGACACCAAUCUCGGAUCUACGGAUCGGCGAAUCGCAAAGUCAAAGUUCCGCGUAAGCAUAUGCCGACUCGAAUUAAUACGAUCUCUGCUGUUUCGCCUAGGAAUCAAGGAAAGUACACACACAUACAUACACACAUAUAUAUAUAAUUGUACUGUUGCUGGAAAUUCCAUGGCCGACGCGCACCGACCUAUCUGUCGUGGAUCACUUAAUUCCCGGGUAACUAGUCCCCUCCGUGCUUCUCUCCCCCCUUGACUUAGUUAAUAGGAUUCGAGGCGAGGAAUUUGCGAGGCGAGGGAGAAGUCCAAAUAUCGCGAUCAUACGCGAGAUAAGGAUCGUUGCGCGUAAAAUAAAUACGAUUAAUAUAACACAAUCGAAAGAAGGAAGGAAGGAAGUAUAUAAAA
Molecule: messenger RNA, 3251 nt
Organism: Apis mellifera (honey bee)
Lineage: Eukaryota; Metazoa; Arthropoda; Insecta; Hymenoptera; Apidae
Gene: Theg
Exons: 7
Coding region: 1639-2580 (313 amino acids)
Source: RefSeq, a predicted model, not a curated record